Molecule: messenger RNA, 1200 nt
Organism: Saccostrea cuccullata (small rock oyster)
Lineage: Eukaryota; Metazoa; Mollusca; Bivalvia; Ostreida; Ostreidae
Exons: 9
Coding region: 1-1086 (361 amino acids)
Cellular component (GO): membrane
Molecular function (GO): calcium ion binding
Source: RefSeq, a predicted model, not a curated record
AUGAUAUGGAUGUUAGCCUUGGCAAUCGCUUGGUCUUUGCAGACCGUCUCAUCAGCUUCUUCUUCAUUUGAUGCGUUGGUUGUACACAGACCACACGUGGAUAUUAUUGCUGAACAAGAUGGGAACCUAACUCUUAAGUCUGGCUACAAUGGUGAUAUCAGAAUUGUACCAGGGGCCAAUGAAACCGGAAGUGUAUAUUUUGAUGGAGAGGACCUUCUCCAUAUCAUUCAGAUCAUUGUAAGUCUACCACCGGUAUGGGAUGACCAUUCUCCUUUCGGCUAUGUAGGAGAAUUCCACAGUGGUGAGAGGGUGAAUAUUCAACUUAGGGCAAAGGAUCCAGAGGGAACAAAGAUAACAUAUCAGCUGAUAGGUGGGGAGCUACCACCCGGAAUCAAACUGGACAAAGUGAGGGGCACCCUUAAGGGACUGGCCCCAAAUACAGAGGAUCUCUUCACCUUCACCAUCAGAGCAUAUGAUGAACACGGAAAACAUGCCGACAACGUUUUUAAAAUGUUAAUUCGAGGGGCCAACAAAUGUGACUCCAAUCCCUGUGUUCAUGAAGGACGUUGUGAGGAGGUUAACGGAAGUUACGUAUGUCGUUGUCCACAUCCUUACGGCGGAAGGACUUGUAAUUUGGAUUGUAGAAGUAACAGUCUUGGAGUCCGACAGAGUAAACGCUGGAUUCCGGACGCCCAGAUGACGGCUUACAAAUCGCAGGGUAACGAUUUCGCCUAUCAUGGCAGACAGGAUUAUGGCGGGUACUGGAGAGGGAAAGAUGCUACCUCCUGGCUGCAGGUCGACUUAGGAAAUGUUACUCGUGUAUACGCCACGGUUAUGCAGUAUUAUGGAAGCCGCCAGUACACACGUUCCUAUAGUCUUCAGUAUAGCACAGAUGGGAACAACUUUCAUAACUACACUGUGGGAGGCCACUUAUCGACAUUUUCGGCUGGUGCCAGCACCUACACUCGGCCACUCCCAGAGCCCGUGGACGCCCGGUUUAUCCGUUUCAUUCCCCAUGGAUGGUAUUCGUCAUAUGGACCGUAUAUGAGAGUGGACGUUCUGGGUUGUCAUUAUUACAAUCUUUAAUAAAAGACAAUACAAACUUUUGUUUUUUUUAAUGGACAUUGACUGAUUUUCUCGCUUCUAUAUGCAAAGUAUUUGCUUUUUGGGGUGUUGUCCAUAUUCUCUCCCAAAUUAAGU